AUGACAGCUCAACCAAUGCAACAAGAUCUCUCAAACGUUGCUGAAAAGGCAAUCAAAGAGAACAGAGAGUUAGCAAAAAAAUCACUUAUCGAUGCAAUUGAUCAAUUAUUGAUUGCUGAGAAACAAACAAGACAAGCAGAAGAUGUUCCAUCAACCAGUAAAAUAGCUGCUGAAAUCAUCAAGCUUUGUUAUGAACAAAAGAGAUUCGAUCUAAUCAAUGAAAAGCUUAUUUUAUUAUCAAAGAGAAGAGGUCAAUUCAGACCAACCAUUAAAGCUAUUGUUCAAGAAGCAAUGACCUAUGUAGAUAUUACAUCUGAUAUGAAAAUUAAAUUAGAAUUGAUUGAUACUUUAAGAGUCAUCACUGAUGGAAAGAUCUUUGUUGAAAAUGAAAGAGCAAGAUUAACUCGUACAUUAUCAAAGAUCAAGGAAGAUGAAGGAGAUAUAUCAGAGGCAGCCAAGAUUUUACAAGAUUUACAGGUUGAAACCUAUGGAUCGAUGGAGAAGCGUGAAAAGAUGCAAUUCUUUAUCGAACAAAUGAGAUUGUGUAUGAACAACAAGGACUUUAUUCGUGCCCAACUCAUUGCCAACAAGGUCAACAGAAAGACAUUGGCCGAAGAAGAGAACCACGACCUCAAGGUUGAAUUCUACAAACAAAUGAUCCGUUACUAUUCAAAUGAAGCAAACUAUUUGGAAAUUACCCGUUGUUAUCUCCAAAUCUACGAUACCCCAUUCAUCCAAAAGGAUCAAACCCAAUUAAACGAGGUCUUGAAAUUGGCUUCUCUCAAUGUUGUCCUCGCUCCAAUGGACAAUGAACAAACCGAUUUAUUAAAUAGAAUUUAUGAUUACAAACCAUUAAAUAAUUUACCAGUUUAUAAGGAAUUAUUAAAUCAAUUCAAGACAUCUGAAUUGGUUGGAUGGACCAAUUUAGUUAAAAACUAUGAAACUGAAUUAAAUACUCAAUCCAUUUUCAAGGGUGACAAGAAUUGUUGGAAUGAUUUAAAAAAGAGAGUUGUUGAACAUAAUCUUAAAGUUAUUUCAACUUAUUACAAGAGAAUUUCAACCAAGAGAUUAUCACAAUUAUUAGACUUGUCAGACGAUGAAUCCGAACGUUUCAUCUCUGAUCUCGUAUCCAACAAGACUAUUUUUGCCAGAAUCGAUAGACCCGCUGGUCUUGUCAACUUUAUCACUCCAAAGGACUCUGCUACUGUCCUCAAUGGUUGGGCUCAAGAUAUUUCAUCUCUAUUGGAUUUGGUUGAAAAGACUAAUCAUUUAAUUCAAAGAGAAUUUAUGAUUCAUAAGUGGAAAUUAACAUCGACAUCAUCAACGUACGACGUCACCAUACAAUUAGUCCCAACAUGUAUUUUAAUUAUUAUAAUACUCGAUUAUGGAUACUCUCCAUUGGUAUUUGCAUUCUAUGACAAUAAUAUUAAACCAAUUGAACUUUUACAAUUAAUGUCUAUUGGUAAUUAUAAUCCAUAUAAAGUGUACGGAAUUGAAACACUUGUUGGUGAUACAGAUAAAAUGAAAUUAAUCUUGGACACUCAAACUAAAACUACGGCUGUUGUAUCGACAGAGUGUAAAGAUGGAUGUCUGCCUAUCGAGCCAAGAUAUUCACCAUCUUCUACAUCCCUCAUCGAAAAACAAAUGCAAAGUGGUGCAUAUACAGAUUUAACAAAUUAUCUUGGAAAUGAAAUUACAGAUCAAUUUUCCUUUGCGAAUGGUACAACAACUAAAAUAUUUACAAGAUUUGUAUCAAUUAUAUCUCAAUCUAAACCAUGGUCUAUUGAAUAUGGUGAAGCAUCAAGUAUUAAAGCUCAAGGAGUUUUGGGAUUAGGAUAUGGAUUAGGAGCAACUACUUUUAUGGCACAAUUUGCAAAACAAACAAAUGGAUCUGAAGUAUUUGCUUUAAGUUAUUGUCCUGGUAAUCCUAGAAUUUGGAUUGGUGGUAUUGAUACUACUGUUUUAACUGAUCCAUUAACUAUAACAAAUUUAGAUGGAGGAACAUAUGGAUUUAAAAUUGAUAAUGUUUAUCUUGGAGAUAGAACAUUAUGGCAAGUUUCUGAUUUUGUUUAUCGUGCAAUUGUCGAUGCUAAAUUGCCAUAUACACUAUUGCCAUCAUCGAUAUUUCAUCAGACACUGCAAUUCUUGUCAAAGGUGAAGCCGUUUGCAAGCAAGAUGUCGACACGUUUCUUUUUGGAGAAAAAAUGUAUUCUUAGCCCAUUUGGUAAGAUGUCCAACAAGGAGAUCAACGAACAAAUCCCACCUCUCAGAAUACUGUUUAAUAAAGAGAGAAACCCAAGCGAGCUAGUGUUGGAUGCUGUGCCAAGUUUGUUUGUACUGGUUGACGAUAUGGUGUGUCCGGGUAUCGUCGAAACACUCGACUAUGUCAUCUCGCUCGGUGGAAACGUCCUCGAACAGUAUCUGGUGCUCUUUGACCAGGAGAAUAGUAGACUUGGAUUUGGACGUAUGGACACAUGCGACGCUAAGCGUUGGUUGGUUGGUAAUUGGAGUAAAUGCUCGUUGGACAAGCAGUCGGGCUGCGCCAUCCAGUCGAGACGUGUCAUAUGUGCGUUUGGACGAAGCAAAGUGCUCCCAGAAUCAGACUGCGCCGACACGGUCCGUCCCCCAUCCUACCGAAACUGCGGUGAAAAGCCAACCCCCAAACCAACGGCACCCAAGCCAAGAAACGCACCUCCUGUCGAGAUUGAGUACUUGGACAAGGAAUGCGUACUCCGAAACGCAACGUCGCAGUGGAAGAUUGUGGGCGACUGGAACGACUGCACGCAGAUCUGUGGGUCAGGCACACAAAAGAGAAACGUGUAUUGUAUCGACCCGUACGGUGCAGUUGAGGAUGACACCGGCAAGUGUCUGGAGCGAAUGCCCGCCGACCAGAGACUGUGUGCCGUUCGAAAAUGUCCGUCAGAGUUUCAUUGGGAGGUGUCUCCUUGGUCGGGAUGUUCAGAGCAGUGUGGAGAGAAUGGAUUCCAGAAUCGCCAGAGUACAUGUAUCGACGCUGCCACUUGGCGGUCUGUAGACACUGACCGAUGCAUCUCACCGCCACCAGAAGUCCAAAAAAAGUGUCGUGGACAGCCCAUGUGCACACUCUUUAAAUGGGACUUUGAGCCUUGUGAGCCUAUCUGCUCAUCAGACGAUCCUGACCGACUCGCCUACAUCUACUGCUUCAACACGACAAGCAACAAACAAGUUGACCAGAGAAACUGUAACGGUAUCAACAACCUCCGUCUACCCAAAGAAUGUGGAUGCAAGAGACACCGCAAAGUAACCGUUAUCGACGGGUCCGUAAUUGUCGAAGAAGUAGUCGAAUCUGAUUCAUCUCCAGCCACCUCUAUCCACUAUCCCAUCUUAUCCCAUUAUUAUUACAACAACACCAUCAUUAGCAUUGUAUCAAUUAUAUUUAUUUUCUUUAAACUAUUAUUAUUUUGA
This is a messenger RNA of Cavenderia fasciculata, 3444 nucleotides long. It is a transcript of the gene psmD12, whose product is annotated as 26S proteasome non-ATPase regulatory subunit 12. The transcript has 12 exons. The record is from RefSeq and is a predicted model, not a curated record. Bases 1 to 3444 code for a protein of 1147 amino acids. Gene Ontology annotation, cellular component: proteasome regulatory particle, lid subcomplex; nuclear proteasome complex; cytoplasm. NCBI's taxonomy places the organism in Eukaryota, Evosea, Eumycetozoa, Acytosteliales, Cavenderiaceae.